Messenger RNA from Didymella exigua CBS 183.55, 663 nucleotides. RefSeq lists its product as uncharacterized. The transcript has a single exon. Lineage: Eukaryota; Fungi; Ascomycota; Dothideomycetes; Pleosporales; Didymellaceae. Gene Ontology annotation, molecular function: protein binding. Bases 1 to 663 code for a protein of 220 amino acids. The record is from RefSeq and is a predicted model, not a curated record.
AUGAUCAAAGAAGCGCUAAUAGUGCGAGAGAGAGUGCUGGGGCCGUACGAUUAUCGAACUCUCUUGAGUGUAGAAAUCCUAGCUGGGGUGUUAUCGAGCCUGGGAAAUCAUGUCGAAGCGGUGGUAUCGAAUAGAAGAGCUCUGCAGGGAUUUCAGCAGACAUUAGGUUCCCUGCAUCCCUUCACGCUUACAAGUACCAGCAAUUUGGCAUUAGCGCUUCAGCAUCUGGGAAGAUACAAAGAAUCGGAGAAACUGAGUCGCCUGGCACUAAGUGGGAGCAAGAUACUGAUGGGUUUGUACCAUGUGGAUACACUGACGAGCAUGAGCAACUUGGCGCUUGUAUUGCAACUUCGAGGUAAAUAUAAGCAGGCGAUGAGGCUGACUCAGCAAUCCCUGAAUGGCUUUUAUAGUAUGCUCGGAAAGUAUCAUCCUUCUACACUUACUGGUAUAAGCAACUUGGCAAUGUUGCUACAGUAUCAAGGCAAGUAUGAAGAAUCUGAGGCACUGCAGUGGCAGUGCUUAGAAGGUAGAAUAGAAGAGCUCGGGUGGUAUCACCCCUCUACGCUGAUAAGCGUCAAUACUCUUGUUUCGGUGCUGCGAUAUCAGGGCAAGUGGAAAGAUCUAGGGCAGUUGUAUCAGCGAUAUGAGGAAGCGCGGGUUUAG